UUAAAGAGAAUAUUGGCCUCAUAAAUAUCACAUUACUAGCUAGUCCACUUCCACUAUCAAGUAUCAACUUGCUGCAGCUCUCAUGGAGAUGAACUACGAAAACAACCUAGAGAAUCUCCUCUAUGAAUUCUUCUUUUUAUCAGAUCAAGCUUGCCAAGACAAAAGCUUUGAUCCCUCCAAAAUAGAAGAUCUGAUGGAACGGUUUGAAAUCGAACCUAACAAUUCAUUUGCUUCCAUGGAAACCCAAAUGAAGGUAGAGUGUGAAGAAGCUGAGAAUUUCAUGAGAGAUGCCGAAUAUGAAAUGAAUUUAGCCAUGGAAAAAGCAAUGGAGGAUUUUCGAACAUUUGAAGCGGAGUUCGACCGUAUGGCAAAAGAUGAACACGAUAAUCUUCUUCGUGUUGCAAAUGGUGCAAAGAAGAUGGGGAAUUCCAUGGAAAAUUCAGCAACUUUAGCUUCUAAAAAGUACAUGGAAGCUUCACUUGCUUCGGCUAAGGCGUCAAUGAAGUCUGCGUGGAAAGGUUUCUCUGUAAAACCAGCUAAAAAGGUUCAUCCUUCUUAAUUAACGGUACCUUACUACACAUGUGUCUUCUACUUAAUCAUAAGACACAAUUUCCGUAUGCUUUCUAAUUACUGCCCAAACUUAAUUGCUGAUUUUGGUUAAUCUCGAUUUAUUGUAAUUGGAAAUUUGUGUCAUGCAUUGGUCAUAAUUGCAUAAUUAGAUGUCCUUGUUCAUCA
This is a messenger RNA of Papaver somniferum (opium poppy), 735 nucleotides long. RefSeq lists its product as uncharacterized. The record is from RefSeq and is a predicted model, not a curated record. The coding region runs from base 83 to 559 and encodes 158 amino acids. The transcript has a single exon. NCBI's taxonomy places the organism in Eukaryota, Viridiplantae, Streptophyta, Magnoliopsida, Ranunculales, Papaveraceae.